ACGAUGCUCUUUUUCAGAGACAUACAACACAAGUCCAUAGAGUACAUAGUUCAUACGAAUGAAAGUAAAAAUGAAACAGUUUUCAAAGAAGCUUGGACUGAGUGCAGAAAUAUGAAUUCCUCAUGCUACGACAGAAUACAUUCUCAUUCAAACACGUCUUACGUUUUCAAUGCCGACGAUUCUCCCCCUACCUUCAAUAACGAAACAGAUCUGUGCAAUAAAUCGAAAGUUUGCGCCAAAAACACAACCGCAUGCAAUGGCACAUUUACAAAGGUCGAAUGCAGAUGCACGGCUGAUUAUGUGGACAUCACCUUUUAUAACAACGCUUCCGACUCGUUUUAUGCAUGCACACGGCCAGUUACAUCAACGACUUCAACUACAACGACGUAUACCACAAUGACGUCAACUACCGAUACGACAACAACAUUAUAUGCUUUUGCCAACAGCUCGACUAUAGUUCCACAUGAGUAUCCAACAACUCAAAUGCCAAACAAGACAGACUCACUUCCCAAUACGGUCACAACAUCUGCAGCUACGGUCAAUACAGUCGGUCCAAAAGCGGAAACAACAACACAAUCAAACGUAGAUGUUGGUGUGAAGAAAGACGACAAACCCGAGUCAUCUAGCAACACGUCAUUGAUUGCAACUGGUGCAAGUCUAGGAAUCGUUGUCCUGAUACUGAUUAUCACAAUUAUCGUUGUGUGCAGGUUACGUAGUAAGAAGGCACAAGAUACAGAGCGGGUAAAACUGAGGGAGCUAGAGAAGGGGCGCAGGAACGGUUUCGAUAACUCACUGUUGGGCAGGAACUACCUUGUCUCGGAUUCAAAGCAGAAUUCCGUGGAUGAUUUAAGAGCAACAGACCGUGAAACAGACCGUGACGAUAGGCGGAAUUCCUACUAUGGUGGCCCAUUCAAGCCAAUCGAACCAACAUACACCAGACCGUUCAAAUCGGCCGAACCCAAGCCGAUCUGGGACCGUCACGGCCAUGUGCCAGGUUUAAAAGGUCGCACUGGAUCCCUGCCUGAUAUAAACGACCAUGUCGACAUGAGAAUUGCACCGGAGACCAGGCGAAUGUCGCAGCCAAGACAUUCCGAUCCACUUUACUCGUCUCCGAGAAAGGAUAAAGACCCGCCACCAACGCAGAAACCCGUUGAUAAUUACAGGCAAAACAUGGUUCGAGUGUUUCCGGAAUCUGGCGAGCGAUUGCCGAGAGCAAAAACCAAUCAAUUCCCGAGAAAAAACGCAAGCGGACGGAUUUCUCCGGAACCCGAUUAUUAUGACGACCCGCCACUGUCACCAAAGCCUGAUUAUAAUGGAAGAAAGUCACUUGACCGUGUGGAUGCAUCACGCGACAGUGGUUUGAAUGGCUUUUCGCGCAGCAGCGGAAGUCCAGAAGUUCAGAGGUCACGUGAGAGCUUUGGUUACGGAAGUUUAGGGCGUGGUCGAUACCGCAUGGAAGAUACACCUUUUUGAGCAUGUAUUAAUCACAUGACGUUAACCCAAUUGAAUAUGUUUAUUUGUUUUUAUUAUUUUCCGUUUUGAAUACACGUAUCUAUGGAAACACACACUUUACCAUGCAUUUAGGGACUUUAAGUUAGUUUCUUCUGCUUACGCAACUUGCGUUUCAGUUUGUUUAUAUUUAAAAGCUUUCAAUGUACAAGUAUGCAAGCAAUCAAUACGCACAAUUUUAGAUGUUAUUACUACAUCACUGGAUGCUGAAAGUUCAGACAUCUUUAAUGGUUCAUCUAGUUUUAAACCAAAAAGCUACGCUGCUGGAGAGUCCUUAUUAGACACUAUAGUUUUCUUCGUUGAAAUGUGUGUUUUGCUUUUUGCAAUCAUAUAAAACAUGUAAUUCUCAACAAUAUCAUUAUUAUUAGUAGUAUGCCUAUUUUGAACGGAUAAGGAGCUUCAUCAGGUUUUAUGUUUGCUGUUCAUAUACAUUUUCUAGGAUAACGUGAUUAUAAAUGUAAUAAUUUACAAAAUUUACAUAGCGUCUGCCUAUUAAAUCAUGGUGGUCAUCAAAAGAGUUAUCAAUAUACCAUUACAUUACGUGUGAGUUACUGGAAAGUGUGUGCAGUCUACUGAGCAAAAACUCUACACGAAUACAAUGAAUUAUAAAUGAUACAAGUCGAUAAAUUCGCACUUAAACAUUUUUAAUUGAUUUUACAUAUGAUCAACAAAUGAGUAAAACUAUUACCAUUGCUGACAUUUCAUGUAUACAUUUUGUUGAAAUUAUUUAGUAAUUGCCACUUUUGCCUGAAGAGUAAAUUAAUAAUUGUUUAUGAUUCAUGCAAUAACGACAUCUUAAUGUACUUUGGAUUGUUUUACCAUUGUCUAGGGUAUUAUCGAAUAAUCUUCUGCUAACAAACCAAAUGUUAAAUAUUAGAUAGGCUUAAAUUUAACAGUUAAAGCAAUAAAAUGGACUGACCAAUUUUGCAUAUUUACGAAGUGACUUAGAUGAAGUUAAUAUAAUAUUCUGGCAAAGGAGUUGUACUAAGUGAAAAUACAAUAAUUGACUUGACUUUUGACUACUGACGCAUCAUCAGUUAUUGCAACCUUACCAUAAAUAAUAAAAGCCAUCAUUUAAUCAUCACAUUUUGGUUUUGCUUUGUUUUUACAAUUGAUUUGUACAAUAGUAUCACAUUAUUUAGUUUUAUAAGCUAUUUGUAUACUUUCUGGACUGCUGCCAUAAAGGGACGUGCUCACAGAUCUCCAUUAUUUUGAAAAAAUCUCAUUUAAUUGUGUUUAAUAACAUACUUAUAGAAUGCGGAAUAGUUACUAAUAAUGUCACUUUAUGCGUUUUGUAGUUUUUAUAUCGGAAAUAUCGGUGAGAUGAAAACGAUAUUGCACUGCUUCAACCGUUGGAUAAUAACAUUGAACAUUAUCAAUAAUUUACUGUGAAAGGAUGACCUUUUCGAGACGUAAUUAAUUAUACGGCACUUUCCAGUUUCCUAUAUUAAAUGCUAAUAAACGUCGGACGACACUAGAUAAACAGUUCAUGAGUGCGUUCAUCUUGGUGGAUCGUAAAUUUAAAUUCACUCGUGAUAAAAAAAAUAUUUAUAUAAGAGCAGAACAACUUACAUUCACCAUGAUUCGAACUAAGGACCUUUGGAGGCAAACGCUAACUUUCUAACACUGGAUCACUGAGGUCUUUGAUAAAACAGACAAUUUUGUGAGUAAUGCAUUUAUUUUGAAAUCAUCGACAAAACGCAUUACAUAAGCUUUAUAAUUUUUCAAAUUUCGAUUCAUAAUUAUAAAAAUCGAUCGAUAUUAUUUAACGUUUUCGCAUUCUAUAGUGUUAUCGUGCCUUUAUAAAUAUAUUGCUAACAUUCAUUGAUCAAUCUAUUAGUUUUAAUUGGAAAAUGAUACCGUUUCCAAAUUGUGAACACAUCCCUUUUAUCCGGUAUUCGUACCAACUACACUGCAUAUAACAGUAGAAGUUUACAUUAUAUUUGUCGUAGUGUGUGCAUAAACUGCCAUUAUUUUAUCAUAUUCGAUGUUAACAUUAAUGUAACCCUUCACUGCACACCAAGCAACUGUAUAACUCCAUGUAACAAUCGCCAUUGUUUGCAUUCAGUUGCUGAUCUAGCGAAAUUCCCUCCUACUGUGUAUACUUGUAAUUGGCCAUUUGUUCAAUGAGGUUGAAUGCUGGGAAUUUUAGCAUAAUACAAUAUAAUGUCGUUUAAGAGCUGUUGAUAGAGCAGUACGCUUCAUAAUCAUUAAACUAUUUGUGUAAAAUG
Molecule: messenger RNA, 3740 nt
Organism: Dreissena polymorpha
Lineage: Eukaryota; Metazoa; Mollusca; Bivalvia; Myida; Dreissenidae
Exons: 8
Coding region: 4-1473 (489 amino acids)
Source: RefSeq, a predicted model, not a curated record